Molecule: messenger RNA, 1335 nt
Organism: Racocetra fulgida
Lineage: Eukaryota; Fungi; Glomeromycota; Glomeromycetes; Diversisporales; Gigasporaceae
Source: the annotation of a GenBank genome assembly
GGACAAACCAGCGCAGUACCCAAAAAAUUGAUCUCACCAAAUUCUGCAGAAAUCUUAUUACCAAGAAUACAAAAGGAUUCUCAAAGUCAAAAGACAGAAAGUGCUAUACCCCGGCGUUCUCCAAACAUAACACACCGUCAACCGCCUAAUGCUAACCUUCCAGACAUUACCAGAUCAUUUAAAGAUCUAGAAAAUGAUCUUUGUGAUCACAAUUUUUUGUCACCUAAUUUAACACAAUUAACACAAUUAUACAUCAAUUUGUGUGCACUACCAUCAGGGUGCUCAGACUCUCGUGUACCGGCAGAAAUUAUCGCAAAAUUGGGUUUUGGGGAAAUAUUUGUGCACAGAAAUAUUGCGAAUCAAUUUAAAGAAGAUGACGUUAAUUGUAUGUCUGAAUUAGAAUUUGCAGUUCAUAACCUAAAGGUCGAACACAUUAUAGUCUGUGGUAUUCAAAAUGCUUAUAAAGAAUACGUUCUCCGUAAAAAUUUAAAAUUUUGGUUAUCUGACAUACGAAAAAUCAAAGAUUCUCACCCUGAACUUUUUCCCGAUCAAAUUACCGAAUCCAAAAUGAACAAAAGUGAAAUAGAUGCCAUUCAUAAAAAAUUAGUAAGUAUUAACGUAAUUAAUCAAGUAAAUAAAAUUUCUGAAAAUGAAGUUGUUAAAGAAGCAUGGAAGGAUGAAAAACGAAAAUUAUCUGUUCAUGGAUGGAUAUUUAAUAUGGAGAACGGACAUUUAGAAGAUUUAUAUGUAACUAGAAAUAAAUCUAGUUCAUUUUGUGGAUAUUCAUACGGUUACACGCCAUCAUUCAAUGGAUCUGGAUCUUACACUGACGGUGACAACACCGGUGGUUUUAUGGGUUCGACUGAUUACGCUAGUGGCUCACAAGAACCAAAGCCCACCGGCGAUCGAAAAAGAAGCGUUCGCCACGUAACCAUUAAGCAACUUUUAAAUGCAGCUACUCAACAUUCCGAUUCCGAGUAUCAAAUAGAUGAUCUAAAUGUUUCGAGUCAAAAUGUCAUUGAAUAUAAAAUAGAUGAUGGUACCGGUUUUAUCGAUGCAAAGGUUUGGUUUGAAUCUGAAGAAAAAAAGGAGAGUUCUGCUGCUUAUAAAAUAAGCUCCAUUGACAACAAUAACAGUUAUGUUGGUAGUUCUCAUGUUUUCUCUGACCCUUUGCAUAAAGAGAUACGUGAUCUUGUUGUUAACCAAGGUGAUCCACAUAUGGGUCUUCCCAUUGAACGUAUUUGCUCUGCGCUUGGUUUCCAAUACGGGUCUGAUAAUGCGAUUGAUGUGAUGAUAUCUGACGGCAUAUUAUACAAUACUCAAGAUGAUAGUUAU